This is a messenger RNA of Nasonia vitripennis (jewel wasp), 3053 nucleotides long. RefSeq names its product upstream stimulatory factor 1. The transcript has 5 exons. Gene Ontology annotation, biological process: regulation of transcription by RNA polymerase II. The coding region runs from base 617 to 1357 and encodes 246 amino acids. Lineage: Eukaryota; Metazoa; Arthropoda; Insecta; Hymenoptera; Pteromalidae. Gene Ontology annotation, molecular function: DNA-binding transcription factor activity, RNA polymerase II-specific; protein dimerization activity; RNA polymerase II cis-regulatory region sequence-specific DNA binding. The record is from RefSeq and is a predicted model, not a curated record.
GUCCACGUGACGCAACUGAUUUGUGAGAAUGACGAAACAUUAUUUGUGCGUAGUGCCUUAUUUUUAGAAUAUGUUUAUUUGUACGCAAACAGUUAACUGUAUUCAAUUAUUGCAGUAUUAAAUUAAAUAUAAGACAUUUAUAUAUUAUCUACUUGUUUGUAUUUUUAAUCGAGAAAACAAAGGAAAAUAGGAAUACAAAGAUAGACAGUGAUUUUAACAGCUGCAUGCAAGCGCAAAUUUGACUGCUGAAAAUGGUCGUUUGUCUUAUACUAUUGAUAAACGUCAAAUUUUGAUAUAAAAAUUUUAAAAAAGCGCAAAAUAACAAACAAUAACAAACAAAACAAGAGUUAGAUAACUGUCUAUCCGUCAGUCGAUAAAAAUUCCAAUAAUCGCAUAAUCGAUCCGAAAAAAAUAACGCAGCGCGCACGUCACGCAUCGGCGCGCGCAUCGCAAAGCACACAAUUAAAAAAGUGGAGGGGGAAUCGGCGGCGGAGUUGCGCGAUGCGCGCGUCGACUCGGCCCGGCCAUCUUGGCAACCACAUGACCUCGUUACCGUGUCCCGUGACCAGCUCACGUGAAUUUCGACAAAAUUCAAACGCUUAGUCAGCUCAAGCCCAUGGAAAUGGACAUCCUGGAGCAGCACCUCGACCAGCAGGACGUCAGCAAUGUUGCUACCAAAGAGGAGCAGAACAGCAUCGUCAUCGAGGAGGCCGAGAUCGUCGACUGCGAUGAUGCGGUGGGUGAAGAUGGUAUGCGGUACCAGGAGACUCUUGCCUAUAGAGUUGUUCAUGUCAACGGAGCACCCAACACUGAAAUAGAACUACCUAAUGUAACACAGGCCCCUUUGCAAGUUUUAACAUCUCCUAUAAAUGGUCAGUUUUAUGUUAUUGGAAGUGCGAACGAUGUUUUUACAACUGCCCAAACAUCUAGAUCUGUUAUUCCAAGAGCAACAGCUACUAUUCAAGUAGAAACACCUCGAACUGCCACUACUGGAUUGAAAAAGAGGGAUGACAGAAGAAGAGCCACUCACAAUGAAGUGGAACGCAGACGGCGAGACAAAAUUAAUAACUGGAUUGCCAAACUUGGAAAGAUAAUUCCUGAAUGCAGUUCCAACACAAAUGGCAGUGGCAGCAGUGGUGAAGGAGGUGGAAAAGCAAACUAUGAAACUCAGAGUAAAGGAGGAAUCUUAGCCAAAGCAUGUGAAUAUAUAACAGAACUGAGAACGGCUAAUCAAUCUAUGGGCCAAUGUUUGCGAGACAACGAGAAACUUCGGCAGGAGGUAACGGCGUUAAAACAGGCAGUAGCUCAACUCAGACGAGAAAACUUGCAUCUGAAGUCGCAGUUGCCAACUUUGUAAAGAAUAUAUUUUGUGUCGACAGUGUUAAAGUAUCUAACGUAAGAGACGAAAAUUUGAUUCCUUUUAUGAGUUAUAACUUGAUUUUUAGUUAAAAAAUCGCUGUUUUUACAAUGUUUAGAACUUUAGUAGAAUUACUAUGAUUUUUUAGUAUUUUUUUGGAGACACCUUUUGUGAAAUAGACAUACAGAAUGAGGGAUUACCACAAUGUAUGAUAAUCGUGAUAUCAGUUUUUUUUUAUAAUUUUUAUAUUGUAAUUACCACAAGCACUCGUAGUGGUAUUUUAAGAUGCUGAAAUCUCUACAGCUCAAAGCCACAUUAGAAGACAAGAAUUAUGAACUUAUGCAUACUUCUUUGAGCAAUUAGCCUAUAGUAAUUAUUUUCUGUACAUAAAAAUGCUUCAAGCAUUCUUUUCUUUUUCCUCGUAACAAAUAAGACUUUUGUUUGCAAAACAAAGCAAGAAACAUCUCUUUGUCAAAUCUACAAGAUCAGACUUAAUCUUGAUGUGCAUAGCAACUCAAAAAGUUCUAUUUUUAGACGAGAGAAAAAGUUGCCUUAUAAUGUUGAGAAAUUAUUUUAUGAAAGAAAUUAAUUUUUUUAUUAGGUAUAAACGAAAAUGUACUUUUGUAAAUAAUAUUUUGAUGUUUUCAUUGACUGCAUUGUUAGUUCAUGUUUUAAAUUUGAAAAUGUUAGAUAUCUAGUAUUUUAUUAUUAAUUUUCUUAUGCACAAUGAAGCAAAAUUCCUAAUAUUCUAAGGCAAGGUUCAAAUCGCAGAUUGCAAAAUAAAUCAGCUGUGCGUUAAACGAACGUUUAAUAGAUGGCUGUGAAAAUCUUACGGCAGUUUAUUUCGUUGCUUGUAAAGUUUAAAUAUGCGAUCGUAUUGCCAUAAAAAUAAAGCGCUGAAUAUGAGGAUUACAGUAAAUUAUCGUUGCUUCGUGUUUCGAGCCGUACUAAUUUCAUUUAACUUUUUUAUUUUUAAUACUGUUUCUUUAUGGGAUACGCAUUAUCGAAAAAACAAAAAAGUAUGUAAAGUAGAGGAGCUAUAUGGUUCAUGAUUCAGUGGAGCUUCGAAUAUAUUAUAUAAACGUAAUAGAUCUAAUUUAAAAGAAAGUUGUAUUUUACGCGUGAACGUGAAUGUACGACCUAAAAGUUGUAAAUACAUAUAUAUAUACGUGUAUAUAUGUGUAUACUUUGUGUGAGUUUUCGAUAGAAGUUAGCUUCGAAUCGUUGAACUGUUCAAAGAACGGUGGUAUUCUGCCUCGUAGAAUAUGCAGUUUCAGAUUGUACUAAAGACAAUAUAGUUAUACGCAAAACAGAAAUCUGGAAAUGUAAUCGUAUUUUUUCCAGCACAAAAAGCCUUCGAAACAGCGAUAAAAACGUCUGAUGCUAAUGAGCAAAGGACAGUUAUAUGAUGUAUAACGCGUUAUCAGCUUGCAAUAAGUAGUCCUAUAGCCACUGAGUUAAGACUUACUAUAAAGUUUCGCACAGUUGGCAUUUUAAACUUUUUUUGACGUUACACAGCUAAACAUACACAAAAAAAACCUAUCUCUGUAUUUUCUCGAAUCAAUGUACGACGCAAAACUGACUUAGAAUCUAUGCGAAACAUGAGUUGUAAUUGACAUUGUAAUAUAUCGUUGAUGUAAAUAUCGCGGGGUUAUUGUUAUACUAUUAUUAAAUUGAAAAAAAAUCUAAAAACAAA